This is a messenger RNA of Lindgomyces ingoldianus, 2440 nucleotides long. RefSeq names its product nucleotide-diphospho-sugar transferase. NCBI's taxonomy places the organism in Eukaryota, Fungi, Ascomycota, Dothideomycetes, Pleosporales, Lindgomycetaceae. Bases 7 to 2112 code for a protein of 701 amino acids. The record is from RefSeq and is a predicted model, not a curated record. Gene Ontology annotation, cellular component: cytoplasm. Gene Ontology annotation, molecular function: glycosyltransferase activity. The transcript has 5 exons.
CUGCUCAUGAGUGAUUCUUAUCUGCCCGGCGCUGCUGUGCUUGCACAUUCUUUACGAGAUGCUGGCACCACCAAGAAGCUUGCUGUCCUCGUCACGAUGGACACGCUGUCCACCGACACCAUCUCUGAGCUCAAGUCAUUGUAUGACUACCUAAUCCCCGUGGAACGCAUCCAAAGCCCUAAUCUUGCGAAUCUCUACCUGAUGGGCCGUCCGGAUCUUGCUUUUGCUUUCACAAAGAUAGCUCUGUGGAGGCAGGUCCAGUUCCGCAAAAUCGUAUACAUUGAUGCAGACGUGGUCGCUCUUCGCGCCCUAGACGAGCUAUUCGACCUGGACGUCCCUUUCGCUGCAGCCCCAGACAUUGGCUGGCCAGAUGCCUUCAACACCGGUGUCAUGGUCAUCAGCCCGAACAUGGGUGACUAUUGGGCAUUGCAAACAAUGGCGGCAUCCGGAGACAGCUUUGAUGGCGCCGACCAAGGUCUGUUGAACCAGUACUAUGAGCACCGAAACUGGCACCGGCUCAGCUUCACCUACAAUUGCACGCCGAAUGCAGAGUAUCAGUGGGAGCCAGCAUAUCGAUACUACAAACGAGACAUCAGUGCCGUCCAUUUCAUCGGCAAGAACAAGCCGUGGUCUACAGGACGCUCGGGUCCAGGAGGAUCGGGGGUCUACAACGAACUUUUGGCUCGGUGGUGGGCUGUAUAUGACAGGCAUCUCAAACCCGCGGCCGAGACCGCAGCUACUGCUCAAGCGGGUUAUGAGUCCUCGGACCGCCGUUCUUCGACUGUUCAAGAACAUGUUCACGGUGAGGCGACGAGCACCGAAUUUGGUACCUCUUCAAUCUCCCACAUCACCCCUACACCCGAGAUUGUUGAGACUGAGGGGCCUGUAACCACAACCGAGCAAUCCUUCUCUGACCCCGGGGAUUUGGCAGAGAAUAUUGACCAAGGUGUGGUAGAACCGACGCCGACCGUGGAACAACGGAGGUUCUCCGCUCCACAGAUGGAAUGGGAUGCUACUCGGUUUGAACCCCCGGCGGAAUCCAAACCCGAAGCCGUCCAUUUCCCCACCCAGACAUACGAGUUCAGUGAGAGUCGCGAGCUAUUUCACGCGCCCCAAUCAUACCCUGAGCCCCCCAAAGACAUGUGGUAUCAAGUCCCUGAGACCAAACCAGCCCCAGCGGAGAAACCUAAACCCAUUUUCCCUUGGGAACGAGAACCCGACCGCCCGAAGCCUACCCGUGUAUUUGCUGAAGACUUACCCCCACCGCCGAUGCCAUCGCUGGCACCGGCUUUUACGCAAUCUACGCAUCCAUUCUCAACGGUUCACUAUGAGGAGGGUGGGACACCGAUCCAGGAAGAAGUACAAACUGCAGGACCUACCAGUCCUCCGCGCUCUUCUUCGCCUAAAACAGCUGACGAACAAUGGCAGGAGUUCCAGCAUAGCAACGUCAAUGCAUGGGACACGGUGCCUGGUAUCGACACCUAUGUGCGAGCCAUCAUGGAAGCUCAAAACCGACGCGGUAAACCGCAGGUUCUUCACCAAGCGAGAGGAGAAGAGAUACCUUCGCCUUCCAUAAGCCGUAAAGAGCGACGCGAGAGCCUAAUCCUAACUGAUUUCCCAUCCGCAGUUGAACGACCAAGUCUCCCAGUAACGCCGGCGCCUGUGAGGCGACCUACGUUCUGGGGCGAGGAGAGAGAUGUGGCAGGUGAGCUGCCACCAGCAGAAGGAGUGCCGGAUCAGGCCGAAUGGAAUCCUGAAGAGAGGCUCGAUCAGCUUCGCCGAUCCUCGGUCCUCGAAUUCGAGCACUUGAAAGCGCCAGUGCAUUCGCAACCGCCAUUGAGAGAGCUGCCAGAGCACUCGAUCCCAAAGAGGGAGACUUCUGUGCACCAUCAUGUACCUCUUAGUGGGGGAAGCUCGCCACACGAGUUGGAUCAAUUAACCCAGGGUGGAAGCAAGACUGAUGUGAAGAGCCCAGAGCCAGCCUCUACGGAGAAAUCUGCAACGACGCCUAUUUUCAAAGAGCCAGACUUUGGCGCAGAUGGUGGCAGUGAUGAAACGGCUGGGCUGUUCACCGGAAAGAAGGAGGAUGUGCUCAGUCCUACGGAACGAUAGGGUUGCUGCUUUCAGGGCGUUUGUUAUGCUGUUACGUGGCACGCUUAAUUUUGGUGUCAACAAAUAAUGUAAUGUUUUGGUCUGCUUUUCCUCGGAUGCAUCUCAUCUCUUUUCCCAUGUACUACUGGAUUGCUUUGCAUCUUUUUGUUUUGCUGUUUCGUUCGACAUCUCUUCUGAGCGCUCUUCUAAGGCAUAGCUAGCGCUUUGGUGGAUUUUGCAGGCUCUGGGUUAAUCUCCUUCCACUGGCAUCUCACGUUUGUACUUCAUCUUUGACUUGAUCUUGCGAGGAUAUCUGCGUGCUGUACAUAGCUUAUUCGCAUGUCUUGAA